Molecule: messenger RNA, 10242 nt
Organism: Podarcis lilfordi (Lilford's wall lizard)
Lineage: Eukaryota; Metazoa; Chordata; Lepidosauria; Squamata; Lacertidae
Source: the annotation of a GenBank genome assembly
AUGCUCAGAGAGGCAGGAAACGGGGCCAGCCAGGGGGACUUGAGAGCGGCUGCACUUUCCUGUCCCCCGCGGAGGAGAGCAGAGGAGCAGCGGGCAGUGGCCUGGCGAGUUUCCCCGGAGAGGAGCCGGAUUCCGCUGCAGGGACGGAGCGAGGAGUCCGAGGUGCAGGAGGGCGGAGCAAGCGGGGGAGGAGGAGGAGGAGAGCACGUGCGCCUGGCAGGAUGAGGCCCGGAGUCCAGCCAGAGGCUGCAGGGCGCCCCCCAACCGGGCAGGAAGGGGAAGGGGCGCAGCUGAGGGGCAGGGCAUCUGCAGGAGGGCACAGGGGCAAACAUCUCUGGCUCAGGCUGGCACGGACCCUGCCGGAGACCCUGGGGAGCUGCUCCCUUCAGUCCUGAGCUCAAGGGGCAGAAUGAGGGGUCCAAGGCAGCUGCUGCUCCGCGAUGGACGAUGCAUAUAGUCGUCCCAUGAUCAGCGGCGUACCUGGGGCUUUUGCCUCCCCUCUCCCUGUCCCUCAUCAGGGAGCCCAGCCUAUUUCGACGGUCCUCCCCACGGCGGAGAGGGAAGGGGAGGCAGGGGGAAUGGAAGAGCACUGCAGCGGGGGUGGGGGCUCUCACUCUACAGCCCCUCCUGACCCCCCCUUCCUCUGCCAGUGCCAUUGAUAAACCUAUCGCCCUCCUUCGUGAAUUGGUCUGAUCGCCUUUUAAAGCUCUCUUUGCCACCACCAUCACCGCAUCUUGUGGCAAUGAUGUCCAUCAGAUUCAUUUAGCAAGGAAAUGGUUUCUUUUGUCUUCCCCAAAUCAAGGUACACUGUGCCUACACAUGGAGGCUCUGUUGAUCUGUCACAGCUAAUAAAACAGCUAAUAGAUCUUUUCCCCGGAGAACGCAUCUGAUCUUUCCCCAAACUAUCAAAGCUGGUGACCUCUUGUGUCUGCGUGUAAAUAAGUGAGAGAGCCUUAAGCUUGUUUCGUUAAAGGUUUUAUCUUCCUCCUUGCCCAGUAAUACAGCAGAGUUUUGAGAUGAAGGCUGAGGGUUGAAGUGGGUGACAGUUUUGAGAAUGCAGAGGAAUGGAGGAUUCUUAAGAAGUGUGCCAUAUGGAAAUGAAUUAAUGAUAAUAAAAACAUUGAAGACAGUAUUGUUAAAGACUGAGGAAGGCGAAAUUGAAAUUAGCUAUUCAUGUUCAGAUUAUUACUCCUUUCAUUUCUAUACUGCUUCAUAUUUUUAAGGAAAAAAACAAAGUAAUUAGAGAGAAAUCUCGUUGCAGUUUAUGUCCAUAGGAUGUUGAGAACAUUAACUCUGUAGAUCCAGUUCUCUCCUCCUGAUAGUCUCAGAUUUGAUUGUUCUUUCUGAUAAAGGAGGAGGAACGAAACAUUUAUGGGCUUAAAGCUGCAUUGAUUCUGGAGGCCACAUUCCAGUGAGCUUUGUGGUGUUGUAAAUAAAAAUAUGCCCUUUUCCCUUAUGGGGUAUCCAAGAGCCCAUAUAGAGUCCUUACAUAGGUUCCCUAUUGGUAGGAGAAAAUAACAGAGGCCAACCAGAGAAUAUUGAGAAGCAAAGCAGCUAGUAAGCUUGAUCUUUAUUGAUCUGUUGCAACAGGGUCCUCCUCACACGCAGGAGAGGAAGAGGACCCACAAAAAUGCUAUGCAAGGGCUUAUAAAGACUUUUGAAAUUCCCAUCCUCUAGAUCAAGACCACCCCCAGAAACAUUAUGCAUUCAUCACAGAAGGGGUGUAACCUAAGACCACCCGUCAGAUAAGGCAGUCUAAAACAGAACAUUUGCAUGUUGUUUUCUCCUGUCGCUUUGUUUAUUUCCUGUCUGGCAGGUUACUUGAUUGGAUUUCUUGGGGAGCCUUGGCAGUCUUUUGUAAUGAUAAGGCUCACACCCUUAUUCAAACACAGAUUAAGACAGGAUUUGUGAAGGAAGAGACAAUGGGGAGGCUUUUCCAUUUUUACCAUGUAGAGAAACAUUUGCUCAGUUUAGGAAUCAAAAUGGUUCCAGGUUGGCUUUCCUGUGCUGAUCUCUAUCACAGUGGCCAAUGUAUGCACAUGCAUGCGCACACAGAAAAGAGAUGCAGACCAUAAAGUCACAUGCACACACUCACCAGAGGUGCUGCACACACUCACCAGACAUGCCAUCUAGCAUACAUACAAGUCUUGCAAACACAAACAACAUGUUUAGACCUUCCAACCCCAGUUCUGGGGUGGGGAAAAAUAAGAGCACAAGAAGACCCUGCUGAAUUAGCAAUGAGCUCUAAGAAAAAAGAACCUUCUGAUUGUUCUUUAGAAAUCCUCUUUAAAGAGCAGCCAGAGGGAUCAUUUAUUUCCAGAUCAGGGCUUUUACCCCAUUUCAGCACUGUGCUGGUUUGUGGUGAAAUUGGAGUUGAAAAGAUCUCUCUAAGGGCCCUUUAGGCAUCUUUCUCUCCAGGACAGACAGAGAUCUUCAUCCUAUGAUCAGACCAGGAGAUGCAAACGGCAGGGACUAGCAGGACACACCCUGAGGCUUGGCAAGCCAUAUGCAGCCAAUGGACUGCAAGGUAGAAUGUCUUCAGUCAAGAGAGUUUGUGACCAUCAAAUUUAAAAUAUUUUGGAGUGAGUUCUUUGAUUUUGUUGGUCAAUAUUCCUUUUGUCAGUUUCUUAGGCUGUGCAGAUACCAUACAUUUAAAGCACGUGGCUUCCCCCAGAGAACCACAGGACCUGUAGUUUAUUGCUACAGUUCUCAACACCCCUAACAAACUGCAGCUCGCAGGAUUUCUUGGGUGAAGCCAUGUACUUUAAAUGUUAGGUGGGUCUGUUGCAGCCUUAAUCAUAUACAAAGAUCUGUUACUGCCUUUCCAACAUGGUAGAAGUUGCAGCCAAGAUCAGCAUUCCCUGUCCACUGAACAUGCUCAGUCCUCUCACUGGGUUGUUUUUGGAUUUCCUUCCACUGCCUUGGUUCCCCCACCCCCAAAUAUUAUUUGUACUUCCAUAAACCUUGAUGUUUCCCCCAGUCUUUGGAUAACUUCCCCUCGUCCCUGGGUGGAGUCGUUUGGGUGACUGUGGGAGUCAUAAAGCCACAGUAAAGGCUUGUAAUAUUGCAGGGUGCCCCCUGACCUCGGCUGACCAGCACUCUGAGCUUUACAAUGUAUUGGAAUGUAUUGGAGUUGUGUUUCCUCUGGGCAGUGAUGACCCUAUAUGGUGAAGGGGGCAAUAAAAGCCUAAAAGCCUUGACCGGAUGAGGUAACGUGAGACAUUGGCAAACAGCCAUGCGGCUGGAGAGAGACAAAGGAUAAUAAAAGAAGCUGCAGGAGGAGAGGGAAGUUCGGAAAGGAGCUGCUCCUACCAUCAUGAAAAUAUUGCUGGCUCUCUGUGUCUUUAUUUUAUGCUAAAUUGCGCCAUUUGUAACGGCUGGCUCCGACAGGUGACAUAAUGAUUGUCAUUCACAGCCUGAACAUCAGAAAUAGAAAGAGUAAUAGUAUAUUUCAAAAACUGGCUAAUAGUUAAAAAAUGUGCUUUUGUUUUUAUUCUUGUGUUGUAUUUUACUUUGUGUUUAUUUCUUUUCCAGCAGGAUGACGUAAAAAUGGAAGAGCCGGGACCCAGGAGACCCAUUCAAAGGGAGAGACUGGAGUGCAAAGGAAAGAAACCUCCUGCCGGCCAAGUUGGGGCCAUCAGGGAUCUUCUGCCUCGGGCAGAUUUAUGUCAAAUUAAGCAGGAGGCAGAGGAGGGGCAGCCGCAGCAGCACUGGGAGGCCCAGAAGCAGGAUUUCCUGAAGACGAUGCAGCCCCCUCGUUCAGGGUGGGAAACCCCACAGGCUCCCAGUCCUCCCCACUCCGGGGAUGGUGUCCUCUCCUUCAGGGGAGCUGCGGAUGCCAGUCGGUGGCCCAGUGGGAGAGCAGGGGGGACAGACCAGACCCUGCUCCCAGACACUGAGGGGCUUCUGGGAAAAGUAAGUGCCCUCCUCUCACCUGGGUUUCCAGCACCUGGAGGUCACCGGUCCACUGCCUCUAGACAUGGUGGCUAUGGUUUAGCUAUGGUGGUGAAUAUUCCUCCUCCCUGCACUUUCUCUCUAAUCCAGUUUAAAAAGGCUUUCUGGACCAAACCUUACAUGGGAGGUUUGCGAUCAUAUCUCCUGCUAUUCUUACUUUACUUAAACAGCUGCAGGGGACUCUGAAUUUUAUCAGAGCAGAAGCUGUGUCAGAAGAGGGGUCCUUCCACCAAACCCCAUUUUCCUCCUCUAAAUUGCCUCCAUUUCCAAAAUGCUCUUUUCUCCCCACUGAGGUAAAAAUCUUGGCACAUCUUACAGCCUCAGCAAUCCCAUGUGUAGUCACAUUAAAUAAGACUGGCCUACCUUGCAAUGUUGUUGCAAGAUUUAUUAAGAUAAUGGCCAGGUUCAGAUGACUGAAUCACAGCCUGAAAAGCCGGGUUAAAAAUAGGAACAGUUUUUAAUGCAUUGCUGCAGCAAAGUUACAAUAAAACCUAAGUUGACCCAAGUUUAAAACCAAAAACUCUAGCCGCCACCCCAGUCUCCUGGCCCCCACAACCAGAAUGCAUCACUCCAGGAAGGACCCCCACCCAACCUUUAGUGAGAGAGGGCAAAAGAAAAGGACUCUACAUUGGUAGUUGCACAAAUUUACCAGCUGUGGUCCUGCACUGACAGCAAGGCUAACAAACAGGGGAGCUGGGAAUGUGCUAGUCCCGUAUCUCCCUGCAUCUGCCUCCUGACCUAAUUGUCCCAGCUUACCUCAUGAUUGGGCCGGCCCUGAGGGUGAACUGUGAUGAAACCAGGCAGUCUCUUAUGAGCCAUAACUAGUAAACUUUCCAUUUUGCCCAAACCAGGAAACUACAGCUGCCAGCUUUGGAACAAGCUGGGAGAUUAAUCUAACUUCAAACUGUGCUUGGUCAAAACAGGAAACUCUGGUUGAUCAGUGGCUUCGUGGUUUGACUGAUCCCACUGAUAGCAGUAAAAAUAGGAAGCCCUGUUGCAUUUGAAGGGGUUGUUUGGACAGAGUCUCUGAUCAGCAUGCCUAGCAGGACAGGCUUAAAAAGGUAAAGGGACCCCUGACCAUUAGGUCCAGUCGUGACCGACUCUGGGGUUGUGGCACUCAUCUCGCUUUAUUGGCUGAGGGAGCCAGCGUACAGCUUCCGGUUCAUGUGGCCAGCAUGACUAAGCCGCUUCUUGCGAACCAGAGCAGUGCAUGGGAACGCCCUUUAUCUUCCUACCGGACCUGUACCUAUUUAUCUACUUGCACUUUGACGUGCUUUCGAACUGCUGGGUUGGCAGGAGCAGGGACCGAGCAACGGGAGCUCACCCCGUCACGGGGAUUCGAACCGCCAACCUUCUGAUCGGCAAGUCCUAGGUGCUGUGGUUUAACCCACAGCGCCACCCGAGUCCCAGGACAGGCUUAGGAAGCAAUUAUUAUUAUUAUUAUUAUUAUUAUUAUUAUUAUUGUUAUUGUUAUUAUUAUUUGCAUCCUGCCUAUCUGACUGGGUUGCCUCUGCCCAUCUGGGUAGCUUCCAACAAAAUAAAAACCAUCAAAAAUUUCCUUGUAAAAGGCUGCCUUCGGAAGUCUUCCAUUUUGUAGAAAUGGCCUUCAGUUUUAAAGAAUUGCCCUCUUUAAGUAAUCACGUGGUGUAAACAUGUAUGUUGUCCUCUAGGUCCAAACACACACAGACACACACAUAGUAGGAGCAAGCAGUGCUUUAAAGUGCUUCUCUUGCAAACUUGCCAUCUAGGUUGUUUACUCCUGACCAAAGUUCCUGUUUCCCGAAAGGACAGGAGGGGGAGCAGUGGAGGAAACGGAUGGGUUUGAAGGCUCUUUCCACCAGCCGCCUCUCUCCCCUGAGGAACAAGAGCAAAGGGUGUUUGCAGGGCAGGAGGAUAGAGGAGGCGGCAGCGAGGGCAGAGGGAGCAGUGGGCGGAUCCCCGCCUCUCCCAGGGGGUCCAGAUGCAAGCAAGGGGCUUCCUUCUUCUCCCUGCAAGGGCCACCCAUGUAUUCAGAGCAGUCCUUUGCAGAUUAACUCUUAAGUUCCAAGGGACCUACUCUCAGGCCGCUAAUGUACAUACCAUGCCAGCCUUAGGAAGGGAGGUGGGACAGGGAGGUGAAAGGAAUUGGCAACGGUGUUUGAAAAUGGGUGGAGGCUCUUGGGAAGGGGGUGCCCAAUUGGGGCUUCUCCAAGGGCAGCAGAAUGUCUUGGGCAGGAGAAUCCCUGCAGGAGCUCUCCGACUCCCUUGGCUGCUUCUUCUCUCCCUCCCAGGAAGCUGCAACUUGCUCUGGAUUCUGCGCUCCUCAGGAAGCUGAACCUGCAAACCUAGCUGAGACUGAACCUGCAACCCUGGCCAGGAUGGAACGAGAAAGAUGGACGGGUGACCUGGUCAGGCUGUCUCCCGCAUCCCUCCCCACAACCUCUGAGCAUUCCGUCCCAGGACCCUUGGAGAAAUCUGGUGAGUUACAGUGGAGAGGAGAUGGGGACAGGGGUAGAUGAAUGGUGGAGGGAGAAAGAGGAAAAGAUGGAGAGGAGACAAAUGGAAGGAAGUUCCUGAACGUAAGAAGGAAGGGGUGAGGCCUUCUCCAAAGCAGCUUUUCUUCCUCCAGGCUUUUAAAUCUUAGAUGUUAUUUCCCCAGCAGGAAUAAUUGAUGAUAAUGAUGUGGCACACCAAUCCUGAAAAACGGGUGAAGGGGAAUGGAAAUGCUUCCCAUAAUUAUUUAUAAUUAAUCUAUUACCCUUAUUUUUUAUAGACAGGGUCAAGGUGAUACAUUCCACCAGUAUCAAAUUAAAUGCAUGCAGCUCCCCAGUUUGGUGGACUUAAGGGACAAAGGACCCGUUAUCAUGAUACACAAUUCCUGUGGCUGGAGGCUCUACACUUAGGAUUGGACAUAUAAAGUCCAAGAGCGUCUGGUAUUAGAAGCAAAUUGUGUAAACUUGCCAAUCUAACAUACCGGGAUUGUUUGUGAGAGUGAGUGAGUGGGAUAAUAAUUUAUAGCACCCUUGUAAUUUUGUCUGUCCCUAAGCUUCUAUGGGUGGGACGCGGGUGGCAGUGGGACGCGGGUGGCGCUGUUGGUAAAACCUCAGCGCCUAGGGCUUGCCGAUCGCAUGGUCGGUGGUUCGAAUCCCCGUGGCGGGGUGAGCUCCCGUCUUUCGGUCCCAGCUCCUGCCCACCUAGCAGUUCGAAAGCACCCCUAAGUGCCAGUAGAUAAAUAGGUACCGCUUUAUAGCGGGAAGGUAAACGGCGUUUCCGUGUGUUGCGCUGGUGCCGGCUCGCCAGAGCAGCUUCGUCACGCUGGCCACCUGUCUCCGGACAGCGCUGGCCCCCGGCCUCUUAAGUGAGAUGGGCGCACAACCCUAGAGUCGGACACGACUGGCCCGUACGGGCAGAGGUACCUUUAUCUUUACCUUUAAGCUUCUAUGGAGAUACUGUGGUACAACCUUGGUACAAAUUUCAAAAUAAGUACACAAAGCCAACAAAGAGACUCAGAGGUUUAUAGUGGCACCAGGUAAAGGAAAAGGGACCCCUGACCAUUAGGUCCAGUUGCGGAUGACUCUGGGGUUGCGGCGCUCAUCUCGCUUUACUGGCUGAGGGGGCCGGCGUACAGCUUCCGGAUCAUGUGGCCAGCAUGACUAAGCCACUUCUGGUGAACCAGAGCAGCGCACAGAAACGCCGUUUACCUUCCCGCCGGAGCGGUACCUAUUUAUCUACUUCCACUUUGACAUGCUUUUGAACUGCUAGGUUGGCAGGAGCAGGGACCGAGCAACGGGAGCUCACCCUGUCACGGGGAUUCGAACCGCCGACCUUCUGAUCGGCAAGCCGUGGCUCUGUGGUUUAGACCACAGCGCUACUCGCGUCCCUUAAAGAUCCCUUAGAGAGAUCCUUUAACUCCAAUUUCACCACAAACCAGCACAGUGCUGAGAUGGGAUAGGAGUCCUGAUCUGGAAAUAAAUGAUCCCUCUGGCUGCUCUUUAAAGACGAUUUCUAAAGAACAAUCAGAAGGGUCUUUUUUCAUGGAUCUCAUUGCUAAUUCAGCAGGGUCUUCUUGUGCUCUUAUUUUUCCCCACCCCAGCACUGGGGAUGGAAGAUCUAAACAUGCUGGUUCAUAGCUGUCAACUUUCAGAUUUGAAAAUAAGGGAUCAGCAGCCUCACCUGUCCCCACGUCCCUGUGGCACCACGUAUCCUACUCAAAAUUCCACUUUGUCAGACUGCAGCCCACAAAAGCUUAGGCCAUAAUACCUUUAUCAGCUUUUAAGGGCUGCAAAAGAUGAAAAAAACAGAAGCAUAGUUCAUCUAUGGACUUCCAUCCUACAGGAGACAGUGAUGUCCAGCAACUUGGAUAGCUUGAAAAAAAGGAUAAGACUGACGUCUCUGCUCUGCCCUCGUGGUCCUAGGCAAUAAUGCUUCUUGAUACUAGUGUCUGGAAAGCACACGAAGGCAGAGAAGACUCUUGUGCUCCAAUCCUGCUUGCCGGUUUCCCACAGGCAUCUGGUUGGCCUCUGUGAGAAGAGGAUGCUGGACUAGGUGGGCCUUUGCCUGAUCCAGCAGGCUCUUCCUAGGUUCCAAUAUAUUGCAAUAUUUUUACAGUUAAAUGUAGCACUUAAGUUUUACUUAUUUCACAAUGGAGACACUGUUACUUGAGCCUGAGAUCAUUUCCUCACUUGAAACGGAAAAAUACAGAGAUGUGUCUAAUAAGCCAAUUCCACCAUAGAUUUGUAUUAUAAAAUGAUGGUGCUUUAUUAAGUGUGAAUGCAGUGAUCAUGUGUUGCUCCUGCCAUUAUCUCAUCUGCUUUCCAAAAAAUUUGGAACAUAGAGAGGACAGUGGAGAAUGGAGACUGUGUGAAAAUGAGAGAAGGUGCAGAUUGGGAUUGACAGGUGUUCAAUUCCUUUUUUGUCUUUCCUGAAAGUCUAACAGGAUUCUCUUUCCUCCCAGACUCCCAAACAGGUGAGGAAGAUGAAGGUCAGAAUUCUAUGGAGCCACAUGUGAAUUUAUUGGGAAGAAGAAAGAAACUGAGGAUACAACAACAAUCUCACAAAGGAGACAUACUAUUUGAAUGUAUGAAGUGUGGAACGAGCUUUAGUCAUAGUCAAGCACUUAGAAUACAUCAACGAACUCACACGGGUGAGAAACCAUUUAAAUGUAUGGAGUGCGGUAAGAGCUUCAGUCAAAGUGGAAAUCUUAGAAUACAUCAACGAACUCACACAGGUGAGAAACCAUUUAAAUGUAUUGAAUGUAGAAAGAUCUUCAGUGAAAGUGGGAAACUUAGAAUACAUCAACGAACUCACACGGGGGAGAAACCAUUUAAAUGUAUGGAGUGCGGUAAGAGCUUCAGUACGAAUGGAGCACUUACAAUACAUCAACGAACUCACACGGGGGAGAAGCCAUUUAAAUGUAUUGAAUGUAGAAAGGUCUUCAGUGAAAGUGGGAAACUUAGAAUACAUCAACGAACUCACACGGGGGAGAAACCAUUUAAAUGUAUGGAGUGCGGUAAGAGCUUCAGUACGAAUGGAGCACUUACAAUACAUCAACGAACUCACACGGGGGAGAAACCAUUUAAAUGUAUUGAAUGUAGAAAGAUCUUCAGUGAAAGUGGGAAACUUAGAAUACACCAACGAACUCACACAGGGGAGAAACCAUAUAAUUGUAUGGAGUGCGGUAAGAGCUUCAGUACGAAUGGAGAACUUACAAUACACCAACGAACUCACACGGGGGAGAAACCAUUUAAAUGUAUUGAAUGUAGAAAGAGCUUCAGUUAUAGUGGAUCACUUAGAAUACAUCAACGAACUCACACGGGGGAGAAACCAUUUAAAUGUAUGGAGUGUGGUAAGAGCUUCAGUCAAAGUGGACAUCUUAGAAUACACCAACGUACUCACACGGGUGAGAAACCAUUUAAAUGUAUGGAGUGCGGUAAGAGCUUCAGUCAAAGUGGACAUCUUAGAAUACAUCAACGAACUCACACGGGUGAGAAACCAUUUAAAUGUAUGGAGUGCGGUAAGAGCUUCAGUACGAAUAGAGAACUUACAAUACACCAACGAACUCACACGGGGGAGAAACCAUUUAAAUGUAUUGAAUGUAGAAAGAGCUUUAGUUAUAGUGGAUCACUUAGAAUACACCAACGAACUCACACAGGGGAGAAGCCAUUUAAAUGUAUGGAGUGUGGAAAGAGUUUCAGUAAAAAUGAACACCUUAGAAGACAUCAGCUAACACACACACACGAUGAAAAUUACAGGUGUAUUCCUGCUUUGAGGCAAAGAAAGCCCUGCAAAAUGCUUACAAAGCUGCCCUGA